Messenger RNA from Zootermopsis nevadensis, 1011 nucleotides. Lineage: Eukaryota; Metazoa; Arthropoda; Insecta; Blattodea; Termopsidae. The record is from RefSeq and is a predicted model, not a curated record.
AUAAAAAAACUGAGAGUUGUUGCACAAGAUGUGAAGCUGUAUGAGAACGAUAUUAUGAAUCUUCGUUACACACAUGAUGAGCUUGAGUACAAAAAGUGGUAAUAAAAUAAUGAUAUUAUAAAACUUCGUGACAGAAUUCAUGAGCUUGAGGGUCAAAUUCGUUCUAAAGACAAGGAAGAUCAACUUAAAGUCCUCAGUCAGCAGGGAGUGAAAGAGCGUGUAGACCAGCAUGAUUAUGAAGACAAGGAACAUGAACAUAAAGACAUCAAGCAGCCGGUGUGUGGCCCGACAGAGGGUAACACCCAGGGUACUUCCCAGAAACUGGUAGCAGCUCCCAGAGAUGACUAUACUGCAGACAAAGGAACUCAUAUUGAAUGCAGGGACAGUAUUAUAAAACCUCGUGACAAGAUGCCUGGACUUCAGGACAUGGAAGAGGAAUGCAAAAUCCUCAACCGGCAUGGAAUCAAUGAGCUUCUGGACCAGCCUUAUUACAGAGACAAAGAAUAUGAACGUAAAAACAUCAAGCAGCCGGUGUGUACUCAAGCACAAGGUUACAUGCAGGAUACUCGCCCAGAACUGGCAGCAGCUCCUACAGAUGCCCACACUGCAUGCAAAGGCACCCGUGGUGAACGCAGGGAGAGAAUAUCUCCACCUGCCACACCCAAACAUACAGAUCUUAACAGAAAACGCCAUUGUCAGCAAUUUGGAAUGGCCUCCCAAAUUCAAGGCCUUGUAACACCAUUGAACAACUGGUCGGCUCCUGUCGACAAAGAGGGUCUGAACAAAUGUGAACGUGGACAAUUGAAACCCUUGCCAGGCAUUGGUGAAGGUCAUGAACUGAGCUAAUUGAUUUUAUGCUCAUAUUUAGUCGCUUGUGUAUUUGUUGUCCACGGCCCCCUCAAUUCUCCUCUUCCAUUCGGUACUCUGUUAGGUCCAUCUGUCCUGAGAUUUUGAUCGAGGUUUCGAAACAUCUUCCUUUUUACGGUGCAAGGUUGUUGGCCUUGCGACCAA